Messenger RNA from Triplophysa dalaica, 11756 nucleotides. It is a transcript of the gene szt2, whose product is annotated as SZT2 subunit of KICSTOR complex. NCBI's taxonomy places the organism in Eukaryota, Metazoa, Chordata, Actinopteri, Cypriniformes, Nemacheilidae. The record is from RefSeq and is a predicted model, not a curated record. Bases 97 to 11253 code for a protein of 3718 amino acids. Gene Ontology annotation, cellular component: peroxisome. The transcript is spliced from 76 exons.
CAGAUGCAGUCAGAGGGACUGCAGUUUACAGCAUUGUUGAGUUUACAGAAAUACUAUAAAACUCAAAAAUAAGGAGCCAGUAAUGAGAAGCACGGCAUGGCAGAAAGACAGGACAAUGAGGUGGAGGAGGCAGAGCAGGUUUAUCUGCUGAUGAAAGAGCAGUACAGGAUAUCACGCAAUGUGCGUUUGUCCUGGUUCCUCAGCAGAUUAAAUCAAGUCAUCAGGCCCUGUUCACAAUCUGAACUGCUGAAGUCAGAGAACGAAUUGGAUAUUCUGAGUGUCCUCCCGAAAGGAUGGCAGCCCGAUUCUCCCCCCUCGUCCUGCUCAUGUCUGCUGGUUCCCUCCACACGCGUGACCUUCCUGGCUCGCCAGUAUCGCUUCAUCAUCCAACUGGACCUGAGUCCCUCUACCGGGAUUGUGGAUGAUAGCACAGGAGAGAUGAUCUUUGAUGAAGUCUUCCACGCUCUGUCUCACUGUUUGGCUGGACUGGCGAAACCUUUCAUAGUUCCCGGAACUGAGCUACUGUUUAAACCAGAGAUUUUCAUCACCAUUCUAGCAUAUUCCUCCAUCAUUGGUCUUAGUUCUCACCAGGUGCUGGUUCAGGGCUGUGAGCUGGGCUCCAUGGAUCUGGAGAAGUUUUUGCUGCAGAUCUAUCAGCAGCUGAGGGCUGUGGAGAGCAACAUUGCUGAGGUCCUUCAACAGCAGCAGAAUCAGUUCACUGGAUCCCUCUGUCAGUCCUACUCUAAUGAUACUGUCGAGGAGUCAUCUCAAAGGAAGCCAGCGGUUUCCAUGGUAACAGCAGAUGUUGGGCUGGUCAGCAUGGUGAGGCAGGGGAUUUUAGCGCUACAACUUUUGCCUCAAAACUCCGGCGCAGGUAUAAUAAUCAUUACAGACGGGGUGACAAGCGUUCCUGAUGUAGCAGUCUGUGAAACUCUAUUGAACCAGUUGAGAAGUGGAACUAUCGCCUGCUCCUUUGUCCAGGUGGGCGGGGCAUACUCAUACAACUGUAGUUUUGGCUACAUCCCCAACGUGGAGCUAAUGAAGUUCAUCUCCAUGGCAACCUUUGGCUCAUACCUGUCCACAUGUCCAGAACCUGAAUGUACAGGCCAGGUGUUGAAUGCCUAUCACCGCGCCUUCCUCACAUACUCCUUCCUCAGGAUGGGCGAGUCCAUGAACCCAGAGUAUUACUGCUUCUCCCAGCACAGGCUGUUAAAUGAGCAUCUGGUGUCUGCCAGUGGAAACCCCGCGCUUGUCAUGCGCAGGAAGAAACACACAGAGAAGGAAGUUCACGCAGAUUUGAUCAGUGUGCUGUCUGUCAGACUGAGAGAGGGAUACACCAUCCGAGAGGUUAACAUCACCAAAGGUGGAACUCAGCUUGAAGUGAAGCUGGUUCUCCUCUGGAAUCACAAUAUGCGUAUCGAGUACCUCGCUGUGGCUUCCUGGCCCCUGGAUCCGGACAAACGCAUCACUUGGAUGGAAGUGACCAUGGAGGGCAGCUAUGACAUGCUGCAUGACAUCAGCUGUACCAUGCGCAAGCCAAUCACAAGCCCUUACCGCACGUCUGUCAUACGGCGCUUCUGGAACACUCUGCAGAGCAUAAAUCAAACCGACCAGAUGCUGGUACACCUGCAGUCAUUUAAUUCCAUCCCCGAGCAUUACACUAUUCCUGAAAGUACAAAAAAUGGAGUUCCUCUCUUUUACAUCCCACCCGGAUCUACCACACCGGUCCUCUCGCUCCAGCACAGUGGCUCUAAAGACUCCAGCCAAUCACAGUUCGCCUUCUACUGGAAGCCUAUCUUGUCCAUGGACGCCAACUUCUGGCAGCGCUGGCUGCACAUGCAUCGCAUUGCCAUCAUUCUGGAGCAUGACAUCCCCGUCCCAAAGCACGUGCACAAUGCCGGAUGUAAUGGUCGAUUCAGUACCAUCCAGUGCAGGAUCUCUCAUUCUGCCCUCACCUCACUUCUGAGAGACUGGAGCAGUUUCGUCCUGGUGGAGGGCUACUCUUAUGUCAAACUUAUAUACAGUGGCUCCGAGUUUCCGCCCGUCUCCUUCUACUUGGUGCGUCUGAUCUCUAAAGCUCCCUGCAUGGUGCUGCGAUUGGGUUUUCCCAUAGGAACUCUGGCUCACACCAGGAACAAGAUCGUGGAUGAACUUCGAGAGCAGAUUCUACGCAUGCGGUUCCCUCAUCGAGUCCAGAAUAAAGAGGCCACACCAAAGACCAAACGGAAGAUUCUUGGUAACGGAUCGCCCUCGAAGUCUCCACCUCUUCCUGCUACAAAACCUGCCCUGUCCGACCGGCCGUGUGUGGUGCUGCUUAACAAACCUCUUGAGAAGCUACUUAUCAGGUACGAGAAGCUUCCCUCUGACUUCCGCACACCUUUCAUCUUAAACAUGGAGCCGUUUGCCCAGCCGUGCAACAUGGGCGCCCCUCUGAGCAUGGCCGCCAGCCGGACAGCAUCUUCAACCGUUGCGUCACUAUCCCGAUACUUCCUGCACCAGCGCUGGGUCUGGGCCGUACAGAACGGGCCAGGUACCGCUGUUUCUCUACAGGCUGUGGCGCACAUCCUCUCCAUGCUCUCUGACAUUCGUCUCUCCGAGGGCUUCCAUUUCGCAGCCAGCGGUGAGGGUAUCGUCAAUAUGGUGACCGAACUGCCAAUACAGAGUGAGCCUUCUGGUUUGGACAGGAAACAGCCCACCUGUAUUGUGCAGUAUAUCUUGUUUCCACCUCAUUCCACUUCCACCAAGGACAGCUUCUCUACAGAUGAUGAUAAUGAUACUGAGGUGGAGGCGAUAGACGUGGACACAGAGCUCAGUCUGGUGACCGAGUGUUGGGUGGAGCCUCAGAGCGGAACCGUCUGCAGUUCACUGGAGCAGCAUCAGCACUUUCAGAACCUCACGUAUCAGGAGAUCCCUCAGGCUAUUUUUCCUCGUGACCUGUCGUGCAUGUCUACGAUGAUUACCUUUGAAUACCUCAUUCAGCUGUGUCAGAAUAAAGAGCAGGAGUGUGCUCUCAACAGCAGCAGAGAUGCUCGAGGUGAGAUCACCUUAACUCCUGCCGAUGACUGCAUACAUAACGUGCCUUUCCAGUUUGACCUCAUGAAGCUCCUGCCCAAAUGCCAACAGAUAGAGCUCUUCUUCUACACAUUUGGUUGGGCAGAGCAAGCGGAUUCACCACGGAGCUCCUCCUCUCUACCCAAUGACCUGCUGUUGAGCCUCUUCCACAGCUCUCUGCAGACCGAACUGAGUGAUCGAGAGAUCCCAUUGGCCAGCGGAGAUCACGUGGCAUUCAUGCAUCACAUUUUGGAACGCGAAAGGGACGGUCAUACGGCUCCCUUCUCAUUACCUGUCAUUAAAGAAGAGUGUUUGAAGGUGACAGAGAGGCACGACACUGUUAUGUCCUUCCACACUAUGGGAAGUAGUAAGGAGGUGACGGGUUCUUCCAGCACACUGCAGCAGAGUUUCAGUAAUGCAGAUCUCGUGGAUGAUGGGACAGCCGGCAUAGAGAGCGAUGACGCCUCACCUCAAUGGAAAUGUUACGUCAAAUACAUCAGCCACCAGCAAAUAUUACUCACCUUCAUACCAGCUACAUUUUCAGAUGUGCAUCUGUUAAUGUCUUCUGGACUGGACGCUGAACCACCCAUCAGCAGCAGCCUGCGGGAAGAUGAGGACACCUAUAGUCAUGGCAACAGCCAAUCACAGACAGUCAGCAGUUCUGUAGGUUACAGUCCAGACGAUGGUGCUGAUCUGAGUGAUGAUUUUAGCUCCACGCUGGAAGCAGAAUCGUCUCUUGAGGCAUCUACAGAGCAAACAAGCAUCAAUACAAGCGAAACAGAAGAGAAAGAUGGCGUGCAGUUCGUAGAGCCCCAGAAGCAAGACUGCUACAUCACUUUUGGCCGACAAGCGUCUCAGCUGAGCAGCGGUGACGCAGUUCGACCCCGCUGCCCGAUCUACAUCUACAACUGCACUCUAGACUCCCUCAAAGAACAGCUUGUCCACCCACGAUCAGGCCGCACGCCCAGAGACGUCUUCUUCAGACCUCAAGAAACAGAUUUCUGGGAGUUGAGUCAGCAGCCCAAAGACAGGUCUAUAUCUCAGGAGCGCAGUAGCGCCUCCUCCUGGACGGAGCUCAUGGCGCAUCCUCACAAGCACAAAGAUCUGACUAACUACUGCAGUCUGCUGCAAGAACAUUACUACCAGAGCUAUGUCAAAGGUGUGUAUCGCAGCCUGCAGCAGUUGUACAGCGUGAGCUCUCAGGACUUACUGACGGCGAUGGACUACUGCGAAGAAUCCCUGCAGGAGAUCGACAUCACUUCCUUCCUUCAGACGCUUUGCGGACACAUACGUGUUUUCCGCGAGAGACACGAACUGCAGGCUUGUGUCAACGUGAGCAGGUCCACCAACGGUCCCACAACCUUCAUCAUCGGAGAAGAUGAAGAUGGAACCGACAGAGCCAGGCUCGUGUCUUCAUCCAGUGUUGAGCUGGAGGACGUGAGUGAGGUAGAUUCAAGAGGAAAACUCUCCGUCCCCACUUCCCCUCUGGUACUGGAUGAACGCAAGUCUCCUAAAUUCCCAGAAUUUCCGUUGUCUCUCCUUCAGUCUCAGCAGAAGUGUGAGGUGUACGCUGAUUUGCACAAAAUCAUACAGGAUAAAUUUAUGGAAAUUGGCGCUCAGUAUUUCAAGACUGUGCCUUCCAAUCCACAUUAUUUCUUUUACCGCCUCCCAUCUUCCAAAAAGGAGGAGGAGUCAGACAAAGAGGGUGAAAGGAGACAUAGCGACGACUGUGAAGUGUCUGACGCUGAACUAGCUACAGAAGAUGAGAACGUGUCCGGCUGCUGCAUUGUCACAGAAAGCGACACGGAUUUGGAGGUGGAAUAUCAGGAAUGUGAGAAUGGGAAAGCAGAGAGUGCUGAACAGGAAGUCUGUGAAGACGGGUCACCGUCUGACUCCAACACGGUGAACCAGGAUGAAGACUCGUUCAGCAUUCUGGAUGGGGACUCGCUCCUGGAGCGUGAGGGGCCACAGCCGGAGAUGCCCCCUCUGUUUGUGCACCUGACCUGCUCAGUCAACAUGAAGAGCUGCCACGGCUCCAUGCCCACUCAAACACUGCCCACCUGUUUGGGUGAAGUUAUUUCCUGUCUUGAGAAUGCUGAGAAUCUUCAGUCUGUGGAUCUGAAUGAGUUGUCUGUGACUCUUGAUAUAUUUGUGCUUACGUUACCUUUGGAGAUAGAGGCCAUGCCCCCGGACUUCUGCCACAACAGGUACACCUCAGAAAGCAGCAUCUCACUGAAUCGCUCUCCUGGACAGCCGUCGUCUUACCGCUCGGACGAGGAGCUCAUGGGAAAUCUUGACGGCCUAAGAGGCGUUGGUAUGGAGGGUAUGUCUGGAGAUCCCCUAUCCAAACUUCCAGUUCUUCAUAAAAUGGCGGUUUUAGCCACCAUGGAUGAGAUCCGUUGGCUUCUGGAGGAUGAGAUCGUCUCGGCUCUACGACACUCUUCUGUGAUCAAUUCCUCCACCCUGCAGAAAGUCUCUGAGCACGUGUGUCGUUCCUGCGGCCGGCCGCAAUGUCACAGCGAAGUCGUUCCUCUGCAGUUUGUGUUUGGUCCCGAACAGUCUUUGGAAAAGUUUCAAGAGGAGUUCAGGAGGUUAUCGCUUCCCGGGUACCUGCUGAACGUGGAGAAAGACAACUUCCACUACUUGUCUCUCAGUCGACAGCGGUCUCACAGACUUCAGGCUGCCAGACAGGCGUCUCAUGUAACGGCGGAAUACUCGCAGCAGGCCCACGUCUGUCCUGAGGUGGACGACGAGUCCAGAGUAUCAGAGGCCCUCUCCACAUCUGACAGAGGAGCGGAAAGUGAAGAACUAAUGAAAAAAGAGGCUGAGCUGGCCGAGCGUGUGGGAGACACACUGCAGGAACCAAACUACUUGGACCCACUACCCACGCUGGCCGAGUCUCUCUCCGAGACAUCUCAGAGUGCAGUCAGCGGUGCUACUCUCCUGCACACGGGCAGCAGCACGGAGCGAUCGUCGGAUCACACAUCACCUCCUAAAACACCUUCUGCCGCCAGUCUGGCCGAGUCUGUGCAGUCUGCAACACACAGCAGCGGGAAAAUGCGGCCUAGCAGGGUUCAGAGCAUCGUGUCUAGUCAAGGCAGCCUAGACUCGGAUAUGCUGGGUUACGACGGAGGUAGCAGUGAUUCUGAAUGUGACGGACCCACCAUGAACGAGCAGGAGAGACUGAUGCCCCUCAUGCCUGAUUUCUGGGUCAUUAUUAAAAUUCACGAGGACAGGGUGGAAGUCUUUUCGCAUGCUAGGAGCUUCAACAGAGAUAAGGACGAGGAAGAGGAGGAGGAGAUCCCAGAGUUCCUGCGUCUUCAUCAGCUGGUGGUGAGAAGAAUUGGAGAAAUGUGCAGAAUAGUCAACCAGCGCCUCCUACUGCAGGACCUGCAUGAUAGUCACGUGUGUCACUCACUCCUGGUGGCUGAGAGCGAAGAAGACAUCUGGAAACACGAGUCUCUCUACAGGCCUCGAACGACCAACUCUGACGACUACAAUGCAGAUGAAAGCUAUCAGCCACGGGACUACCUCGCCGCCACCAUGCACUUCAUACCCGGUUACUUUGCGUGCGAUGUGGUUUGGAGCACCGUCAUUUACAUUCACCCACGUCUCAAAAUGGGACCUAACAUGGGCGUGUCCAGAGCUAUCCAUGCUCUACGCUCAGUUCUGAAUGCCUUUUGUGUGGUCAACCGCAAAAACAUGUUUGUAUAUCAAGAGCGAUCCACCAAAUCUGUUUUCUAUCUCCGACUCUCUGAGACCUGUCAGACAGGCAAGUACUGCGAUCUGGACGGAAACAUGCACGUGUCUCGCUCCGUGGGUCUGGCACGUAGCCAGGAGCCGUUGGGCUCUGAGGACCUCACGGGUCCGCGCUCAUCUCUGGAAGGCUCGAGGCCGGUUGGACAGGUGGACAAACACAUUUUGCUGCUGGUCCACGGCGUGGGGACUGCAGGUCAAGAGAUCACCGACGAACUAGUAAAGGUUCUCAGGAAGCGUUUGGAUGAGGCCACGCUGGACAUCAUCACCGUCAUGCUGGUCAGAAACUGCAAACUGACGCCUGCAGAUGUGGAGUUCAUUCAGCCUCCAGGCUCUCCGGCUACAGAAGUGAUCGAGUUUUGCUUGCCUCAGUACUGCGUGCCGUGGAUCCAGGCUGUCACUCACUAUCUCCGUCAGAACCUUCUCAUCUUCCUCCACAUACCCAAAUACACAGACAGCAACACUGUACACCACUUCAAGCAUUACUUCCAUUUAAGCAGUGACCUGCCCGACUAUGAUAUCUACCUCUACAAUAAACCUGGAGGUCAGGGUACAGGAGGAAAAGGUACCAUGUCGGAGCUUGUUCAGAAUCUCUUCCCAACCUCACAGUUUCAAGGUAUCGCCUGUAUCGCUCUGUCAUUCGUGGAUGCUAAAGGCUGCCCGCUGCAGGUUCCGCAUCAGGAUGGAAGCGGUCCGGCUGUCAGAGGGGACGUCACGACCAUCUUCAUUCAACCGGACCAGUUUGAUGCCUUGACCACCGUUGUCAAGAUGGAUUCUCCCAGUCAGAGCUCAGGUGCAGCUGUGCGUGUGCGGUUUGACAUAUGGGAGCAGGGGAACGUCAGCCCCCUGCAGCUGACGGACAGGUUGAGGGCGGCCCUGCGCCACGCCCUCUGUGAUGUCGUCAUGGAGAUGCGGGUGCUGCUGAAUCCCUUGUGUCUGGACACAUUCUGCCUGCCUCCUGCCAACCAACAGGAUGAGAAUACAGUUCCCUUAAGUCUUCUGCAGUCGGAUGGAAAAGAGGUGAAGGACAGUUUUCGACGCCCCAGCAUUGCCCAUGGUGUUAAAAGCAGCCCGCCUCCCAUAACCUUCACAUCUGCCCCCAGUUCCACCACAACCACAGGAAGCAGCACUCCCGAAUCUACCACGCCCACUGGAAAAACCACCCGCCGUAGCUUCUGGGAGAUGUUGAGUAAAGCAGAAACUUCCGAGCUCGGCAGUCCGAAGACAACUGAUGACAUCAUCCCAGAGCGAGCGGAAGACAGCCGCAUCGGCCGACGGAGACAUAAGACUGAGAACGUGAAGCAGCAGUGGAAUCAUGAGAAAGCCAUGGCCGUGGAGCAGGAACAGGCUCAGAGAAGACAUGUAGCUCGGCUAGAGGAAGGAGAUAUGGGAACUCUUCACCCAGUCUAUCAGAACACGUUCUUGCCCUGGGUCACCUUCAUGAACAAACUGGGUUGUCCGUCCAUCCAGCAUUGCGUGGCUGAGGUCUCACAUCAUUUCCUCUUACCCUCCGUCCUCACAGAGAUUGUUAAUCUGGUCAGCUCUCUAGCCAGCGACACUACGGUUAAAGUGUUUGAAAGGACCAGUUGUCCUCAGGGAGAUAUCCAUGUCCCCCUGUCAAACAUUCAGCACAUCAGCCAGCCGCCCACAACCAGCAGGACCUUUAUCCUCAUUGGCCGUAAUUUCAGCCAAUGGCACUGCAGUACAGAACAAGAAGACAGUUCAGAUGACGAGAACAGUCCAGUUCUAAAUAGGUGUACACCUCAUAAGGGACUCCAGCGAUUCGAGGCUUUGGAGCACAGUGAUUGGCUAAGCCCAGGCCAGGCUGCGAGGGGCGUGGCCCCACGACAACGCUUCCUGUACAUACACAUCGUCAACAAAAAGGUGACCUUGUACACAUAUAACUGGUCUGUGGAUCUGGGCGGCUCUCUGAAUCAGGGCCUCGGCAGACUGGUGCAUUGGCAGAACGCUCGAGCUCAUGUGGUCAACUGCCUCCUGAGUCAGAAAAUGGGUCUGUUCCACCAUAACUGCUUCUCUGAUACACCUGCACACGAAGACCUGAAACAGGAGCCCAACCCUUUCCUCAGUUCCACGGUUGAGGCAGACGCUCUGUUGAGGAGUCCGGUUCCUCCGGCUCUGAGUAAGGAUCAGGGGCGGUCGGGUAGCUCAGGCCGUGGUCUGCCACCUUUGGCUUUCCAUGGAGAGCUUUUGGCCUUUGAUGAAGCUCUGAGAGAUGUAAACACUGGGAGGGCGCUGACGAGUCAGGAUGGGGCCGAUAUAGUCACUCGGCAUGGAGCUCAGCUUCUGGAGGUCAAAGCAGUUGAACGCAGAGAGAUGGAGAGACAAGUGAGGAUCGAGCACCUGUUUGUGACUUGGCAGCAGAGAUCAGCUCAGUCCAACUUACCCAUCUCUGUAGGAGAUUUAGACACACUGAAACAGUCAUCCCGUCUGGUUCAUUACUGCGCCACUCCACUGCUCUUUGAUCCCGUUUUCAGAAAACAAAUUCAGGAAGAACUGGUCGUCCAGCCACAGAUGAAGAAGCGGCAUCGGUCGAGCGACUCCACCGCGUCCGGUAGAGAUCGCAGCUACAGCACAGAUUCUGCAGACACGCUGCCCAGUCGACUAAAGGAGGAGCCUUGGUUACAGGAGAUCUCCAGCAUGUUUCUUCAGCAGUAUGUACAGUACCUCCAGAGCAUGGGCUUCAUCCUGGUCCAGGUCCGGGCGCAGUCGCCCGCUCGCAGUAUUGCACGAGCUCGGGCCGCCAUGUUGAGCUCUUUAUCUAUAGAAGGCAGAUCUUCCUUUUCCUCUUUCUCAUAUAAUAAACAGAAGAGUGAGGAAAGUCCCAAGCAGAGCAGUAAUACCAGCUCGACGUCAUACCACCUACAGAGGGCGCUGCCGGGAGGCAUCGUGCUAAUGGAACUAGCGUUUCAAGGCUCUUAUUUCUGUGUGAAGCAGUUUGCAUUGGAAUGCUCGAGGAUACCCAUGGGCCAAACGGUUAAUUCUCAGGGCACUCUUCUCAACAAACCUCCUAGCAAGCCGUUCCCCGAGGCACCCACGGGCUCCGACUCUGCGCUGUCCAUGCUGUUCACCGAGGAGUGCGAUAAGGUUCGAGACUUGAUGCACGUUCACUCGUUCAGCUAUGACUUCCACCUGCGUGUGGUGCAUCAGUACCUGGUGGGGUGUCACAUGACCCUGCGGCAGGGAUACCAGCUCACCGGCUUUCUGGAGGAUUUCAUCGCACAUCACCCAGAUAUACCCAAAUUUGGUCGCAACCAUGUUUUCCAGGGAUGUUUUUCAAUAUCGACGGGGAUGAUCACCGCACAUCAGCUGUACAAUUACAUCACCGAUCACGCUGGUACAUAUGGGAUGAAACCCCUGCGCAUGUCUAAGGCUGCAGUUACCACCGACAACAAAAAAGGGGCGCCAAGCUCAGACCAGCAUGAGUAUGCGCUGGUAGCUUUGUGGAACAGCUCCGGCUCUUACAAAGACCUCGAAGGUUUACAACACCAUGACGAUUUUGACGUGUCGCUGCUCGUGUGUCAUAAUGCUGCUCCGUUUGAAGAGCAGUCCGAGGGAGAGAGACAUUUGCUCAGGUUGGGUUUUUACGUGAUUAUGACCAGUCAGAGAGAACUCUUCCCCCGUUUGACCGCCGACAUGCGGCGCUUUAAGAAGCUUCCACAGAUCUAUCGUGACCCCAGUGACCUCAGCGGCCGCGCCGCUAAUGAACGAAUGGACUCGGGCAGCGUGGUGGCGAGGGAGUCCGAACUGGACCUGUGGGAGGACACGACCACUCCCGUCACCCCUGCGACCAGCCCCGAGUCUCAGCCAACGGAGUCUCUCCCGUCUGAGGGUCAGAGCGAGGACUCUCACGGGCUCUUCUACCUGUCUCCUCUCUUCCCUCUGUUGAACUCUGAAGUGAUGACAGCGAGGAGGCAGAUUCAGAGCAGCGUGGAGCAGGCCAUGGGACACUGCCGCAGGGACAAUCUGUGGAGGAGGCUGUUUCACGGGGAGCAUUUGGCUCUGGAUAAACUCAAACUCAGCAGGCUGGCUUUCAGUGAACUGGAGGAGCUGCUGAAUGCCGUGCAGAGCCGAUCCGUUUCUGAAAUCGACCCGCAGCUGGACUGUUUCCUGAACAUGAGUCCUGCCUGGUACCAGACGCUCAUCAAAGUUCUGCUCUCGCGCUUCCCACAAAACUGCAGGCAUUUUAAAGACGACGGUGGGAUUCAGUAUCUGGCUGUUCUGAACCAGAAGUUCACCGACUGUUUUGUUCUGGUGUUCCUCGAUGCCCAGGCAGGAAAAACGAGUUUGAAGGUGGUUUUCAGGGAGCCGUUACCCGCACAGAGCCAGCCGAGCAGCAGCCCCCCUCCACAGCUGGUCUCCAUGUACCACCAUCUGGAGUCUGUCAUCAACACAGCGUGCUACAACCUCUGGACUGGUCUACUGUAAACCUGCGUGUUUGUUAAAGUUAAGUCCACCGGCAGGCUCUGUCGAAAUAACACAGGUUAACAGAAGUGCGUUAAAGCAGUCGGUUCUGAUAUGAAAUCAUUGUGCCUCCUGGCAGAGACGCUCGGAUCAGGCCGCCAGUCACCUUCCUGAACGCGUCCCGUGUGUUUAAUGUGCGUCGAGUCGCCCGGCACAUUGCCUUUAAAGCAAUUAAAUCGCCCACGUCUCGUACAGAAAUGCAGCUAAAUUGUCUGCCCUGUUGAUUCGAGGGCGAUUAGUCGGUGGGUGGGUAUUGGCGCAUGAAAACGCUUUGCCAAAGCCAUCGUGUGUUUUUGUGUAUUUCAUCUCUUCUCGGUUGCCGAUGGGAAAGUUGUGUUGUGAUUCACUAGGCCGUGUGUGUUAGAUCCUGCUCACAACCAGUUAGUUGAUUCUCAUCCCAUAGUUAUGCUUCAUAAUUGUCUGUACUGCCAUUUUAUCACCCUGGAAGUGCCUUUAAUUGUAUUUCU